AUGGGUCCAGUCUGUUCUGCCAGAAAACAUAAAGCAAAAACUCUAAAAUAAAAUGAUGAAUUUAGAACCACCAAUUAACCAGGUUUAGAAGCUACAUCUUUAGCAGGAUAAUCUCUUCCUUUAGAAAUCAAAAAUUAAUCUAACUUAGAAUAAUUGGUAUAAGAUCUUAUGUAGCUCUUUAAAAGAUUCUCAAUGUUUUUUGAUCUUGUUGGCAAUCUAGAUUAACUUCCAUAAUUAACUAGAGAUAAACUUAAUAAUUGCAUUAUAAUCAAAUAAAAUAUUUCUAUUAUCAUCCAAAAUAAUGUGAAAAGAGUCAUGAGAGAAUAACAAAUCAUUAAACGAAUUGAUGAAUCAGAUUAUUAUAUUAUUUAUAAUGAUCGAAAAUUUGCUACUACAUUCAACUAAUUGAUGUCUAAAUUGGCUAAUGUCAUAUUAACUGAUCUUAAACCAGAUGAAGAUUUUUAAUCUGCUUUUCCAAUCUUAGCAGUUUCAUUUGAGGAGGAAGCCUAAAAAAUUAAUAAUAUAGUUGAAAAGUUUAAAAACAAUAUAAUUUUUUCAAUUCGAAAAGGAAGUUCAUAACAUUCACUCUCUAUUCCAUAAUAAUAAGCAAAUAGAAAAUCUUCCCAAUAAUGA
This is a messenger RNA of Paramecium sonneborni, 633 nucleotides long. The record is from the annotation of a GenBank genome assembly. Lineage: Eukaryota; Ciliophora; Oligohymenophorea; Peniculida; Parameciidae.